GUUCAAAAUGCUACUAGAAAAACUAACAAAUGACUACUUUUACAAACCAUCUAGCGAUGUUUUCAUGAAAGAGUCAUCUAUUAAAUAAAUGAUUAAAUCAAAAAACAUCACUUAGUGUUAUUUAUUUAUAUUUGCCUAGUCAGGUCAGGUAAGACCAGUUUAUCACUCUUUGAUUCUCUUAUCAGAUAACUGAUUACUGAACCAGAUGUAGUUUGAUUUAUUUUCUUUCUGUUAACUUUUUAUCAUCUUAAGCUUUUACAGAGCGUCCAAACACAGAGAAACUCUGAAGAAACUCUGAAAACUGCUGAAGCGACUGAGAUCCUCGUGACACUAGUAUUAUAAAGAUGGCUUUUAUUAAAGUGGAGAGUGAAGACCUGAAGAUUGAAGAAGUAUUCAGUGUCAAACAAGAAGAAAGUGAGGAACAAACAGGUCUGAUGACACUGAAAGAGGAGAGUGAAGCUCUGAAUGAAACGGAUGAGAAAUAUAAGCUUGAGAAACAUCACGAGUUCAUAACUGAAGAAAAACCAUUUACUUGCUCACAGGCUGAAAAGACGACUUCAAGAAAUAGAGCUCAAAAGACAAGAACCUGCGAAAAUAAGCAUUUGACCUGUCAACAGUGUGAGAAAAGUUUUAACCGAAAAGAAAGCCUAAACAAGCACAUGAAAUCUCACAAUGGAGAGAAGCCCUACACAUGCCAACAGUGUGGAAACCAUUUCAGUCUACGUGGAAACCUUAAAAUCCACAUGAGAGUUCACACUGGAGAAAGCCCUUUCACCUGUCAACAGUGUGGAAAGAGUUUCACUCAAAAUGCAAGCCUUAAAAGGCACAUGACAAUUCACACUGGAGAGAAACCUUACACCUGCCAACAGUGUGGAAGCAGUUUCAAUCUAUAUGGAAACCUAAAAACUCACAUGAGAAUUCACACUGGAGAGAAACCUUACACCUGCCAACAGUGUGGAGACAGUUUCCAACUACAUGGAAAGCUGAAAAUUCACAUGAGAACUCAUACUGGAGAAAACCCUUUCACCUGCCAACAGUGUGGAAAGAGUUUCACUAAAAAAUCAACCCUUAUCACACACAUGAGACUUCACACCAAAGAGAAGCCUUACACAUGCCAACAGUGUGGAUAUGGUUUUAUUCAAAAAACACACCUUAUGAGGCACAUGAGACGUCAUACCGGAGAGAAGCCUUAUACCUGCGAACAGUGUGGAAAAGGUUUUUCUCAAAAAGCAACCCUUAACAGGCACACGAUAGUUCAUACCGGAGAGAAGCCUUAUACCUGCCAACAGUGUGGAAAAGGUUUUGCUGAAAAAAGAUCCCUUAUGAAGCACAUGAGAGUUCACACCGGAGAGAAGCCUUAUACCUGCCAACAGUGUGGAAAAGGUUUUGCUGACAAAGCAACUCUUAUCAGUCACGAGAAUUUACACUGGACAGACAGAGUUUCAAUUACCUUUAUAACGUUUACGUUCAUAUGAGAAAUCAAAGGCUGCAUCUACACUUGUCAUUAACAUGUGACCUGUAUCUGGAUGAUGUCCACACACUGAAAAGACAAGUGUAAACAUGCUUCUGAUUGGAAUGUUAUCUGAUCAGUGCGUCCUGGUCCAGAGGUAAUCAAAGACUCAUUGUGAUCAGAUCUCAGUGUAAUUUAAACACAAUCCACCCAUUGAUUCUGCAUUUGCCGGUCAAUGUAACACAAACCCCCCCCCCCCCCCCCCCUCUCUCUCUCCCGAACUGUCAGAAGAAAGAUGGAGGAUACCAGGCCGUGGAGUGCUAGUGAGACUCCUACACUUAACACUGCAUCUACACUGGACUGAUUCUCUUUUUGAAACAAAAUAACUGUGUAGCAGCUGUUCAUUUAGUGACUCCUAGUGAGCGCAAACAUGCUCAUCAUAACGACGCAAACAUUCUCCUAGAUUUCACACUUUGCAUUCAGUUAACAGAUCCAUACGAACCAUGCAUGAAAUAAGUUUAUAAAGUCAAAUGGUAUCUUUAUGUGCUUUACAGAUGAACUUGACUUUCCAAAAUGUUCAAGAAUAGAUUAUCUUUGACUCGGUAAUGCAAGUUCAUGAUCU
Molecule: messenger RNA, 2072 nt
Organism: Carassius carassius (crucian carp)
Lineage: Eukaryota; Metazoa; Chordata; Actinopteri; Cypriniformes; Cyprinidae
Product: gastrula zinc finger protein XlCGF8.2DB-like
Exons: 2
Coding region: 345-1475 (376 amino acids)
Biological process (GO): regulation of transcription by RNA polymerase II
Molecular function (GO): RNA polymerase II cis-regulatory region sequence-specific DNA binding; DNA-binding transcription factor activity, RNA polymerase II-specific
Source: RefSeq, a predicted model, not a curated record